Triticum aestivum (bread wheat) is the source of this 1384-nucleotide messenger RNA. Its product is annotated as NDR1/HIN1-like protein 6. Lineage: Eukaryota; Viridiplantae; Streptophyta; Magnoliopsida; Poales; Poaceae. The record is from RefSeq and is a predicted model, not a curated record. Gene Ontology annotation, biological process: defense response to other organism. The transcript has 2 exons. Bases 94 to 960 code for a protein of 288 amino acids. Gene Ontology annotation, cellular component: plasma membrane.
AUUGCGCCCCUCUUCUUCGCGUUUCUCCCCCCAGUCUCUUUUACUCUCCCCUUCUCCUUCCCCAAGCCAAGCAGAAGCAGCAGAGGCCAAGAAAUGGGCGACCGGGCGUACGGGCCGUCCUCCAAGCCGGUCCCUGUGGCGGCGCCGCGGUCCGCCAACGGCACGGCGAACGGCGGCGGCGUAGGGACACCUCGGCCUCCGUCCAUGGUGCCCGGUCGCGUCCCGCCCCCGCCGAUGUACCGACCGAAGCCGAUGCAACCGCCACCUGGCCGUCGGCGGAGCGGGCGCGGGUGGUGCUGCGCGUGUUGCCUGUGGCUGACGCUGGUGUUGGUGGGGCUGGUGUUCCUUGGAGCAAUAGCGUUGGGGGUGUUCUACGUGAUUUACCACCCGGAGCUUCCGACCUUCGCCGUGACGUCGCUCCGUCUGGCGGCGCUGAACGUCUCCGACUCCGACUCCGUCACCUCCCGCAUCGAGUUCACGGUGACCGCGCGCAACCCCAACGAGAAGAUCGCGUUCGUGUACGGCGACAUCGGGGCUGCCUUCGCGGCCGACGGCACGGACAUCGGGGACGGCACCGUGUCGGGCUUCCUCCACCCCAGCCGCAACACGACGGUCAUCAAGGGGUCGGCUUCGGCGGCGGCCGCGACGGUGGACCCCGUGCAGGCGGCCAGUCUCAGAUCCAAGAAGUCCCAUGCGAUGUCAGUGGAGAUGGACUCCAAGGUGGGUUUCCAGAUCGGGCAGUUCAAGUCGAAGCGCAUCAGCGUCCGUGUGCUGUGCGGUGGCUUCAGCGCGGGGCUGGCCAAGCCGGCGCCCUCCCCGGCGCCGAUCAUCGUGGCCGCGGCGCCUGCGCCGACCCGGUCAAAAAUCAGGCUGUCGUCGUCUUCCACCGGAGGCGGCGGGUCGGCGACGACGGACGCAAAGUGUAAGCUCCGCGUCAAGAUCUGGAUUUGGACGUUUUGAUGCAUCUGCGGAAACAAGCCGAGUACGCUGCAUAGAUCUAGGAGUAUGCUACAGUCGGAGUCGGGCAUAAUUCUGCAAGAAGGGUAUACUACUAGUUAGCCACACCACAGUGAAACCUGCAGCCGAGAAGAAAUGGAGGUGAACUGGGUACGCGAGCAAGCGAGCGAUUCGGCGCACGCGCGUCGGUGGCGUCAACAGAAGCGGGCGAUCUCCAGCUCGAUUUCCUUUUUGGUUUCUCUCCCUUCCGUUUCCUCAAUCUCUCUUCUCCUCUCGUUUCCUCUCAUCCGGGGCACAGCUGUACCUUGGCUGGCAGCCGACGCCGACGCCGACGUGCGGGCCCAUCGGUUUCCGGGACAGCAUGUAGUGAACUGUGGAUAGGCGGCUGGGCCUGGAAAGAAGAAAAAAAAUGCCGUUGGUUUUGUGC